CCUACCAUUGUGUUUCACUUCAAGCUACUUUCACGUAUUCUGUUUGGAAGGCGAGAAAAGUUUGAAAGAAAAGAUAUAUAGAAGAAAAAAAAAUGUUGGGUGUUUUCAACAAAGGGUUGGUGAAUCCUCCUCAGGAGCUUCAUAGUCCGGCUUCCAUGGUUUCAUCAAAGAAACCAAAGCUACCGGAGGAAAUCGUUAAGGAUUUUCUUUCUUUGAAUCCAAAAAAUGCUUUCUCAAUCACCCUCGGUGCCUCUGCGGGUUCCAUUGCUUAUGUUCCACCACAGAAUCCUUACUCUUCUCCAAAAAGGUUGUUUUGUGCAGUGGAUGAAAUACAUUGCGUUUUCUUGGGGAAUUUGUACAAUCUGUGCAGCCUGAACAAGCAGUAUGGUUUGUCCAAAGGCACUAACGAGGCAAUGUUUGUCAUUGAGGCAUACAGGACCCUGCGAGACCGUGGUCCGUAUCCAGCCCAUCAGGUCCUCAAGGAUCUCGACGGUAGCUUUGGAUUUGUGGUCUAUGAUAGCAAGGCUGGAACUGUCUUCGCUGCAUUGGGUACAAAUGAAAAUGGAGGUGUGGGGCUUUUCUGGGGAAUUGCAGCAGAUGGAUCUCUGGUUGUUACUGAUAAAUUGGAGGUGGUGAAAGAAAGCUGUGCUAAAUCAUUUGCACCAUUUCCACCUGGUUGUAUGUUCCACAGCGAGAAAGGAUUGGUGAGUUUCGAGCAUCCAAGCAGGGAGAUGAAGGCGAUGCCUAGGAUUGAUAGCGAGGGGAUGAUGUGUGGAGCUGAUUUUAGUGUUGAUGUUCAUUCUAGGAGGAGCAGCAUGCCCCGUGUUGGCAGUGAAGCCAACUGGGCGCUGUAGUAUCCAAUUUCAACUUGUUUAUCCCUCACUGGGUUGUGUGCAUUAUCUUUUCUUUUUAUGGGUUUCUGUUCAGUUUAUGUUUAGAAUUUAAAUUGAAUUUGAUCAAUGCCAAUGCAAAUGGGAAAGAACAACAAUUCCUAUUGAAGCUUUCUAUCUUUUCAUCUCUUUUAUGUCAUCUGGUUUAUUUUCCUCUGCCAUUUUAGUUUCAGGCCUUGAAUUUUGUAUAAUAUCUUCUCAGUCCUCCUAAAUUCACUUACAAUGAAACAAAUGUCAAAAGAAUUG
Rubroshorea leprosula is the source of this 1136-nucleotide messenger RNA. The record is from the annotation of a GenBank genome assembly. Lineage: Eukaryota; Viridiplantae; Streptophyta; Magnoliopsida; Malvales; Dipterocarpaceae.